AUGGAAGAAAAUGCUCGUCGAGACCCGGAGAGCCCUGAGGACUCUGGUGAGGAGUCAGAUAGAGCUAUCCUGCCUCUUAUCCUACCACCUGGCAACCAGCAGUCCCACAGGAUCACCAACUUUUAUAUUGACAACAUUUUAAGGCCAGAUUUUGGUCGGAAGAGGAAAAAUGGGACUGCAAUUCAGGAGAGUAUCACAAGAAGAAAUGAGAUCAGAAACGACCCCAAAAUCGGCAACCUCGAUGUACAAGGAAGAGCUGCACGAGUAGAGGACGACUCUCGAUCAUCCGACGACAGCCAUUCGGAUAUAAUUAGUCGGAAGAGUGAGCUGAUAGGCAGUGAAGAAAGUGAGAAUGUCCGAGGAGACAACGACAACCGCUGUAGCAGCCCCCAAGCCAGCUCAGCAUCUGAUGGGGCCAAACAGAUGCUUUGGCCAGCGUGGGUUUAUUGUACCCGCUACUCAGACCGUCCGUCGUCAGGGCCCAGAUCCCGUAAGCCAAAGAGGGCUCGGACCCCGACAAAAGAAGACAAGCGACCUCGGACAGCCUUCACCGUAGAGCAGCUCCACCGGCUAAAGACUGAGUUUCAGAGCAACCGGUACCUGACCGAGCAGCGGAGGCAGGACCUGGCCCGGGAACUUGGCCUCAACGAAUCUCAGAUCAAAAUCUGGUUUCAGAACAAAAGGGCCAAAAUAAAAAAGGCCACAGGGAAUAAAAAUUCGCUGGCGCUGCAUCUCAUGGCGCAGGGACUGUACAACCACGCCUCGUCCAAGGACGCCAAAUCGGACAGCGACUAGUCGAGAUGAUGCGUCUCUC
Syngnathus typhle (broad-nosed pipefish) is the source of this 814-nucleotide messenger RNA. It is a transcript of the gene en2b, whose product is annotated as engrailed homeobox 2b. The record is from RefSeq and is a predicted model, not a curated record. Gene Ontology annotation, cellular component: nucleus. Gene Ontology annotation, molecular function: RNA polymerase II cis-regulatory region sequence-specific DNA binding; DNA-binding transcription factor activity, RNA polymerase II-specific. The transcript is spliced from 2 exons. Lineage: Eukaryota; Metazoa; Chordata; Actinopteri; Syngnathiformes; Syngnathidae. Gene Ontology annotation, biological process: regulation of transcription by RNA polymerase II; multicellular organism development; neuron differentiation. The coding region runs from base 1 to 795 and encodes 264 amino acids.